This is a messenger RNA of Phyllostomus discolor (pale spear-nosed bat), 7555 nucleotides long. RefSeq names its product phosphatidylinositol-3,4,5-trisphosphate dependent Rac exchange factor 2 (gene PREX2). NCBI's taxonomy places the organism in Eukaryota, Metazoa, Chordata, Mammalia, Chiroptera, Phyllostomidae. The record is from RefSeq and is a predicted model, not a curated record. Gene Ontology annotation, molecular function: protein binding; guanyl-nucleotide exchange factor activity. Gene Ontology annotation, biological process: intracellular signal transduction.
GCUGGCACGCAACACACUUCCCCAGGGUUGUGUUUCCUUUUUCCUGAGAUUUGGCGAAGGGUAAAGGGUCGGAGUCACAUGGAUACAAAGCAUUUGAUUAAUGUCCAAGUCACCGCUGUGACUGCCAGAGCCGCCUCCCCUCCAGCCGGGGCCGUGUGAGGCCGGAGCGCCGGGGCCAGGCGCGCAGGUCCCUGGCCUGAGCCCCAUCUCCCGGGAGUUUCCUCCGCAGCGCCCCGCGCCUCCCACGCAGGAGUUCUAGCGAGUGCCCCGGCUUGUCCCCGCGCCCCAGCCGAAUCCUCUACCCAGCAUGUAAAGUCGCCCGUCCCUCUUUGGACUUUGCGGAGCCAUCAACUUUCCUUUCCCACCGCGUGGACCAGACAGCGCGCAGCACUGCCGCCAGCCGGGGGUCCCACCGACCACCAUGAACGACGAGAGCCGCGCGGACGGCCGCGCGGAGAGCGCCAAGGACCUGGAGAAGCAGCUUCGACUGCGCGUGUGUGUGCUCAGCGAGCUCCAGAAGACCGAGCGGGACUACGUGGGAACCCUGGAGUUCCUGGUGUCGGCAUUCUUACACCGAAUGAACCAGUGGGCAGCAUCAAAAGUUGACAAAAAUGUCACAGAGGAAACAGUGAAGAUACUGUUCUCAAACAUUGAAGAUAUCCUUGCAGUACAUAAGGAAUUCUUACAAGUUGUGGAAGAAUGCUUACAUCCUGAACCUAGUGCUCAGCAAGAAGUGGGAACCUGCUUUCUUCACUUUAAAGACAAGUUCCGUAUCUAUGACGAAUAUUGCAGUAACCAUGAAAAGGCACAAAAAUUGCUUCUUGAACUUAACAAAAUUAGAACCAUCCGGACAUUCCUUUUGAACUGCAUGCUGCUCGGAGGACGGAAGAACACAGAUGUCCCCCUGGAGGGGUACUUAGUGACGCCAAUACAAAGAAUAUGCAAGUACCCUCUUCUUUUAAAGGAGUUGCUGAAGCGGACUCCAAGGAAACACAGUGACUAUGCAGCGGUGAUGGAAGCCCUCCAAGCCAUGAAAGCCGUCUGUUCCAACAUAAACGAGGCCAAGAGACAGAUGGAGAAGUUAGAAGUUUUAGAGGAAUGGCAGUCUCACAUAGAAGGCUGGGAGGGGUCCAACAUCACCGACACCUGCACUGAAAUGCUCAUGUGUGGAGUCCUGCUGAAGAUUUCUUCUGGGAAUAUUCAAGAGCGGGUGUUUUUCCUUUUCGACAAUCUUUUGGUGUAUUGCAAAAGAAAACACAGACGGUUGAAGAACAGCAAGACAUCUACAGAUGGACAUCGAUACCUUUUUCGUGGCCGGAUCAAUACCGAGGUGAUGGAGGUGGAGAAUGUGGACGAUGGCACAGCUGACUUCCAUAGCAGUGGACACAUUGUGGUUAAUGGAUGGAAGAUACAUAACACAGCAAAAAACAAGUGGUUUGUGUGUAUGGCAAAAACACCUGAAGAGAAACAUGAAUGGUUAGAAGCUAUUUUAAAAGAAAGAGAGAGACGAAAAAGUUUAAAAUUAGGAAUGGAACAAGACACCUGGGUAAUGAUUUCUGAACAGGGUGAGAAACUUUAUAAAAUGAUGUGCAAACAAGGAAAUCUGAUCAAAGACAGAAAAAGAAAACUGACUACGUUCCCUAAAUGCUUUCUUGGAAGUGAAUUUGUGUCGUGGCUGUUGGAAAUUGGAGAGAUCCACAGGCCUGAAGAAGGUGUUCACUUGGGGCAAGCAUUAUUAGAAAAUGGAAUUAUACAUCAUGUUACUGAUAAACAUCAAUUCAAACCAGAACAGAUGUUAUAUAGGUUUCGUUAUGAUGAUGGAACAUUUUAUCCAAGAAAUGAGAUGCAGGACGUGAUUUCAAAGGGUGUACGAUUAUAUUGCCGUCUUCAUAGUUUAUUUACUCCAGUGAUAAGAGAUAAAGAUUACCAUUUAAGGACCUACAAAUCUGUAGUCAUGGCCAACAAACUGAUAGACUGGUUAAUUGCUCAGGGGGAUUGCCGUACCAGAGAAGAGGCAAUGAUAUUUGGCGUUGGACUCUGUGAUAACGGAUUUAUGCACCAUGUCCUUGAAAAAAGUGAAUUCAAAGAUGAACCUCUACUUUUCCGUUUUUUUGCGGAUGAGGAAAUGGAAGGGUCCAAUAUGAAACAUCGACUUAUGAAACAUGAUUUAAAAGUUGUGGAAAAUGUUAUAGCUAAAUCACUAUUGAUUAAAUCCAAUGAAGGCAGCUAUGGUUUUGGGUUAGAAGACAAAAAUAAAGUUCCAAUAAUUAAGUUGGUAGAAAAGGGGUCUAAUGCUGAGAUGGCUGGCAUGGAAGUUGGGAAAAAAAUUUUUGCUAUUAAUGGUGACCUAGUUUUUAUGAGACCUUUCAAUGAAGUGGACUGCUUCCUGAAAUCAUGCUUAAACAGCAGAAAGCCUCUAAGAGUUCUUGUGAGCACAAAGCCAAGGGAGACAGUGAAAAUCCCAGAUUCAGCUGAGGGGCUUGGAUUCCAGAUCCGGGGAUAUGGCCCGUCCGUUGUGCACGCGGUAGGAAGAGGAACUGUGGCCGCAGCAGCCGGUCUUCACCCUGGACAGUGCAUUAUCAAAGUCAACGGGAUCAAUGUCAGCAAAGAGACUCAUGCCAGUGUCAUCGCACAUGUCACAGCCUGCAGGAAGUACAGGAGGCCAAUGAAGCAAGAUUCCAUACAAUGGGUUUAUAACAGCCUUGAGAGUGCUCAAGAAGACCUUCAAAAAUCUAACUCCAAAUCUCCUGGAGAUGAAGCAGGCGAUGCUUUUGACUGCAAAGUGGAAGAAGUAAUUGACAAGUUCAACACCAUGGCCAUCAUCGAUGGGAAGAAGGAGCACGUGAGUCUGACGGUGGAUAAUGUGCACCUGGAGUACGGGGUCGUGUAUGAGUACGACAGCACCGCUGGGAUCAAGUGCAAUGUGGUGGAGAAGAUGAUUGAGCCCAAGGGUUUCUUCAGCCUCACUGCUAAGAUUCUUGAAGCCCUGGCUAAAAGUGAUGAACAUUUUGUACAAAACUGCACCAGCCUUAACUCUUUAACUGAAGUGAUUCCUGCUGACCUUCAGAGUAAAUUCAGUGCCAUUUGCAGUGAAAAAGUUGAGCACAUAUGUCAGAGAAUAUCCAGUUACAAAAAGUUUUCUCGUGUACUAAAGAACAGAGCUUGGCCCACCUUUAAACAAGCCAAAUCUAAAAUAUCUCCACUGCACAGCAGUGAUUUCUGCCCUACCAACUGCCAUGUCAAUGUGAUGGAAGUUUCUUAUCCCAAAACAUCGACCUCCCUGGGGAGUGCUUUUGGUGUUCAGUUGGAUAAUAGGAAGCACAAUGCUCAUGAUAAAGAAAACAAGUCUGAGCAAGGGAAGCUGAACCCUAUGGUGUACAUUCAGCACACCAUCACAACCAUGGCGGCCCCCUCAGGCUUGUCUCUGUCACAGCAGGAUGGGCACGGACUCCGGUAUUUGUUAAAAGAAGAAGACUUAGAAACCCAAGAUAUCUAUCAGAAACUGCUGGGCAAACUUCAGACUGCACUGAAAGAGGUGGAGAUGUGUGUGUGUCAAAUAGAUGACCUUCUGUCUUCGAUAAUGUAUUCCCCUAAAUUAGAACGUAAGACGUCUGAAAGCAUAGCACCGCCAGACAGUGACAACGAGAAGGGGGAAAGGAACAGCAAGCGAGUCUGUUUCAAUGUGGCAGGAGAUGAGCAGGAAGAUUCAGGCCAUGACACCAUCAGCAACAGAGACUCGUACAGCGACUGCAACAGCAACAGGAAUUCCAUCGCCUCCUUCACAAGCAUUUGCAGCAGCCAGUGCAGCUCGUAUUUUCACAGCGAUGACAUGGAUUCAGGUGAUGAACUUCCACUAAGUGUUCGCAUUUCUCACGAAAAACAGGACAAGAUACAUAGUUGCCUUGAGCAUCUUUUCAGCCAGGUGGAUUCAAUUACCAAUCUUCUUAAAGGGCGAGCUGUGGUCAGAGCCUUUGAGCAAACCAAGCACCUUACUCCAGGCCGAGGAUUACAGGAAUUUCAGCAGGAAAUGGAACCAAAGCUGAGUUGUCCAAAAAGAUUAAGGCUUCACAUCAAGCAGGAUCCUUGGAAUCUUCCCAGCAGCGUCCGGAAUCUUGCUCAGAACCUCAGAAAAUUUGUUGAAGAAGUGAAGUGUAGAAUACUUCUGGCACUUCUUGAAUAUUCAGACAGUGAGCCACAGCUCCGAAGAGACGUGGUUUUCUGCCAGAGUCUCGUGGCCACCGUCUGUGCCUUCUCCGAGCAGCUCAUGGCGGCCUUGAACCAGAUGUUCGACAACAGCAGAGAGCACGAGAUGGAGACGUGGGAAGCCAGCAGGCGGUGGCUGGAGCAGAUCGCUAAUGCGGGCGUUCUUUUCCACUUCCAGUCACUUCUGUCACCAAACUUGACAGAUGAACAGGCCAUGCUAGAAGAUACACUGGUUGCACUAUUUGAUUUGGAAAAGGUCUCUUUCUACUUUAAACCAUCAGAAGAGGAACCACUGGUUGCAAACGUCCCUCUUACAUAUCAAGUGGAAGGAAGCCGGCAAGCUCUGAAGGUUUACUUCUACAUCGAUGGUUAUCAUUUCGAACAACUGCCACAACGGCUGAAGAAUGGAGGAGGGUUCAAAAUUCACCCCGUGCUUUUUGCUCAAGCACUGGAGAGCAUGGAAGGAUAUUAUUAUAAAGACAAUGUUUCAGUGGAAGAAUUUCAAGCUCAAAUAAAUGCAGCCUCAUUGGAAAAGGUCAAACAAUACAACCAGAAGCUCAGAGCAUUCUACUUGGACAAGUCAAAUUCACCACCCAACUCCACAUCCAAGGCUGCCUACAUUGAUAAGCUCAUGAGGCCUCUCAAUGCCUUGGAUGAACUUUAUCGCCUGGUAGCUUCGUUUAUCAGGUCCAAGCGCACAGCCACCUGUGCAAACACAGCGUGCAGCGCCUCGGGCGUGGGGCUGCUGUCGGUGUCAUCAGAGCUGUGCAGCAGGCUGGGGGCGUGCCACGUCAUCAUGUGCAACAGCGGCGUGCACCGGUGCACCCUGAGUGUGACAGUGGAGCAGGCCAUCAUUCUGGCCAGAAGCCACGGACUGCCUCCUCGCUACAUUAUGCAGGCUACAGACGUGAUGCGGAAGCAGGGAGCAAGAGUUCAGAACACUGCAAAGAAUCUGGGAGUCAGAGACAGAACCCCGCAGUCCGCACCCAGGCUGUACAAGCUGUGCGAGCCGCCUCCCCCCGUUGGAGAGGAAUGAAGAGAACCUCGAGGAACCAGGCGAGCAGAAGCUUCUGAACACUGGACUAAACAAAGGACUGGCGGGCUAAACAUUCUCCACGCUAUAAGAAAAAAGAACUUUUUCUCUAAAUCUUUCACCAUGGUGUAAAUAACAAAUGAUCAGCCUGUACUUAGAUACUUCUGCUGAAAAUGGAUAGACCUUCAUUCACAACCUGGUCUCUCUCUGUAUUGACAUGUACUACUCAUUUUAGGGUAAAAUCUAUCCCUGGAAAUUAGGGAAAAAUACCAGAGAAAAAAUUUAUUAUCGUGCCUCUUCUACCAUUUAUUGAAAUUAUGUUAUUGCAUUUGGUUUUGUCUUCUCCCAGUAGGACCCGUAAUAAUGGAUCUUUCCAUUUAAGGAAGCUCGUCCCUGAAGAAACGUGGCCGCAUUUUCUCAGACAUACAGAAACAUUACAGAAGCCACAGCUGGUAUCCUCGGUUCUCAGUUCCUCUGUAUCAGAGAAAGUGGUUUCUGUGUCAAAGGCAAAGAACUUGCUUUCUUCUCUGGAAGAGUGUUUUUGUCAGUAGAGGAGAAGAGAGUGAUUGAGUCCUCUGGCAAGACCCUCUUCCUGCUGCUUCCAGGUUCCUUUGUGCUCCUGGAAGGUCCCAGGGGUCCCUGCUGUCUGCUGGUCUUUGAAGUGGGUGUGGCUGUCUUAGGCCACAUGGGCAGGUGCUGUGUCAGGUGUGGCAGGGGGUGGGAAGAGGCAGGGACUGGGGAGGUGGGAUGGAAGAUGAGGGUAAAGGAGGGAAAAAAAUGAGUUCAUUUUUAAACAGUCACUUUUAAAAAGUCAACCUUUAACUUAAAAAAUAUACUUUCUAAAACUCUUAAUUUUAUUAAGGCUUUCUUAUAUGAUGUCAGACUCUUAACAGAAUACACCAUGCUCAGAAUUUUUCUAUCAUGGUGUAUGUGUAAGGUAUGAAAAUAAAGCUUCAUUUGUUGCAUUUUAGAAGGACUAUUAGAGACCUUGGUAAUCCAUGGGAGCACAAGGCAUAUUCUAUGCAUAGUGUUUAUCAUUUCUACAUUGAUAAAAUAACAUUGUUCUUACCAUAGUGAAUACAGUAAUACUGAGCUCAAAUCCAUAAUUUUCAAAAUAUUAAAAUGUCCAUAUUGUGACUGUUAUAAUUUUAUGAACUCAGACUAAUUUAGUAUGUGAAAUGCUUCUCAUAACUAAAGUAUAUACAAACCAUUAUUAAAUUUUAAUUUAUAAAAUUUGUUUAUGGUUUUCAAGCUAUCAUUAAAAACCUUCAUGACUAGCAGUUGUGUAUUGAAUAACAAAAAUACUGAGUUUACAUAUGUAUGAGAUAUUUAUAUACUGGUCAAGGUAAUAAUUAUUGUUAUUUGGCACAAAAGAUCUUAAUACUUUUGCAAUAAGUUCAUAUGUUUAAUAAAAAAUAAAGAAACUAACAUCAGAGUUUUCAAAGAAAAAGUUGAAUACUUUGAUUGUAUUAAUCAGAUGAUUUUAACUUAAAUAUCUAUAUUAAGCAUAUCUUUUACUUUUAGGGACUUUACAUUCUCAAUACUAUCAGCAAGUAAUCCUAAAGUUCCAUGAUAUUAGUAAAUUGUGAUUUUCCCAUACUGAAAAUUUGAUUAUAUUCCAUAUAAUCAAGAGUUGAUGAGUGAGCAAAACUGAUUAACUAGCAGGUACUUUUCAUAUUGUCAUUUGUGUUUUCUAACCAUGAUCCUGGAAGUAGUAAUCUCUCAGAGGGAUGAAGGGGUCAUUUGAACAUUUUGGUGACACUUGCUAUGUUCCAGGGGGCAAAUUAUCUGCUAUGGUGAUAUGUAUACAUUAGGAUGUUUUUAAAGACCUACACUUUUUGUAAUAUAAUGUUUUUACUAUUAUUUUAAGGGUUAAACAUAGUAUAAGAAUUGCAUCUACUUUAAUAAGUGCUUGGCAUUUGUUAAAUGCUCCAAAGUUAGUAAUGGCUUAUAUUAUCAUUAGUCACUGUCAUGUUUUGUUAUAAUAAACAUUGUAGAAAACAGUUAAGUUUUAACACUAUGUGCCAAGCAAAACAUCCCAAUGCUUUACCUGCACUUUGUUGUUACUGCUUCACUCAUCCCCAUAAUGACGACCUGAGGUGGUACUCUCUUCAUAACCCCCUCUACACAGUUGAGGAACUGGAGCAGACAAUGGUCCAGUGACUGGCCCAAGACUAUGAGACUGUCAAGUGGUAGAACCAGGAUUUGAACCCAGGAAGUCUGCUUCUUAUUACCAUCAGAACUGUUGUAAUGUUACCAAUUACUUGUUACUACAGUAAGAGUUACAUGAAAUGUGUUGCCAUUAAAUUAUACAUCUUA